UGUAAACAUUAGACGCUACUUCCCCCUGUCGUCUCUCUCUGCUCCCGAAAAUCUCCACUCUCGAAUCUGAGUUCAGAGCCUCAUCCCGAGUAGUCAAAAUUCAAGACGAAAAUGCUCGGCCGUCUCGCCGCCCAACGCUUCCGUGAGAUCCGUCAAGCCUUCUGCCAAAUUCCCCAGGCUUCGAGAUCAUUUUCAACAGCUCUUAACUACCACCUUGAUUCUCCCGAUAAUAAUCCAGACCUUCCAUGGGAAUUUACUGAUGCGAACAAAGAAAAGGUUAAAGAAAUUAUAUCUCACUAUCCAUCCAACUACAAACAAUCUGCCGUCAUUCCAUUACUGGAUCUUGCACAACAGCAACAUGGAGGGUGGCUCCCUGUUUCAGCAAUGAAUGCUGUUGCUAAGAUUAUUGAAGUUGCUCCUAUUCGUGUUUAUGAGGUUGCAACAUUCUAUUCGAUGUUUAAUCGAACAAAGGUUGGCAAAUACCACCUUCUGGUAUGUGGUACAACACCUUGCAUGAUACGUGGUUCUAGAGAAAUUGAAGAUGCAUUGCUGGAACACCUUGGAGUAAAGCGCAAUGAAGUAACUAAGGAUGGCUUGUUUUCUGUUGGAGAAAUGGAAUGCAUGGGAUCUUGUGUAAAUGCUCCUAUGAUUACGGUGGCGGACUAUUCCAAUGGAUCUGAAGGAUACACCUACAAUUAUUAUGAAGACGUCACUCCAAAGCGAGUUGUAGAAAUUGUCGAGGCUUUGAGAAGAGGAGAAAAGCCUCCGCGUGGCACACAAAACCCAAAACGCAUCAAUUCUGGACCAGAAGGUGGGAACACAACACUGUUAAGCGAGCCUAAACCUCCUCCAUGCCGGGAUCUUGAUGCCUGCUGAACUUGUUAACUUCUUUUGCAAUUGUUCUCUCUAAUAAUGAUGAAAAAUCCGACUUGGUUGUAAGCUGCCAAUUACUUGUAUUAAGUUUCAAGAUCGUUUGUUUUGUUGGGGUUUUCCAGUUAAUAUGAUUCAGGUCGAUUGCUUCUUCUUGUGACAUUUGCUCGAGAGUGGGGAGGUAUUCAUUUUGUAUAUGCUAUAGCCAAUGAGCACACAAACACCUUCGCUUGCACUUGCAAAUUCUUGAGAAUAAAUUUGCGGCCUCUCGUA
Molecule: messenger RNA, 1143 nt
Organism: Olea europaea var. sylvestris
Lineage: Eukaryota; Viridiplantae; Streptophyta; Magnoliopsida; Lamiales; Oleaceae
Product: NADH dehydrogenase [ubiquinone] flavoprotein 2, mitochondrial-like
Exons: 10
Coding region: 112-876 (254 amino acids)
Biological process (GO): mitochondrial electron transport, NADH to ubiquinone
Molecular function (GO): NADH dehydrogenase activity
Source: RefSeq, a predicted model, not a curated record